AUGGACGACAGAGAAGUUGAGCUGCAAUCUCGUACAAGGGAAGCUAUUGAAAGAAUCCUGGAUUUAAACAUGACUGAGGCUGAUCUCCAGCAAAUUUCUCCUCAAGACCAGCAUUUGGUAUGAAAAGUUUUAAUACUAGAUGACACGUCAAAUCUCUGCAUUGCUCCGCUAAUUCACUUAGGAAACCUCAGACUUCACAACAUUACAUUAUGCUUAAGGCUAAACGAGCCUAGAAAACAGCUACAAUCAGUCACAGCAGUUUACUUAAUAGAGCCUACAGUAGCAAAUAUCGGCCAAUUCAUAAAAGACUGCAAAAUGAAAUUGUAUGAUUUUUUCCAGAUUAAUUUUUUAUACCCUCCCAAACCUGUAAUAAUGCAAUCCUUAGCGUCUGGAUUGGUUGCGGAAAACUCCAUUUCGAGACUGCUAAAAGUAUAUGAGCAAUAUCUAAAAUAUAUCUUGCUAGAGGAGUCAUUAUUUAUGCUGAAUUCCCACUCGUUCGAAAGCUUGCAGCAGCCAGGGAUAAGUGACUAUGAAAUUGAGUCUAUGCUUGAAGACGUCGCUUUAGGUCUUUUUUCUGUGCUAAAAACAUGUAGGAUAUGGCCAAUCAUAAGAGCUGGCCGAGGGUUUAGUGAAAUAGUUGCAAAUAAGCUUGCAGAGCUGUGCUGGGAACACCCAGAUGACGUUUCUCACUUAUCAAGACCUUUGCUACUUAUUGUGGACAGAAGCAUUGAUUUUUCAGUGAUGUUCCAUCAUCCUUGGACUUAUCAAGCCUUGGCAUUUGACGUCUUCAAAAACAGCUUAAAUAAAAUAGUGAUCCCAGGAAACCCUCCAACCUUAUAUGAGCUUGACAAAUCCCGAGACUCUUUAUGAAAAGAGCAAAGCAGCAAUAAAUUUGGCGACGUCUUGCAAACCGUAGAUAAAGCUUUUAAAGAAUGAAAAGACCAAUAUGACCAGAUUGGGAACAAUAUAGCUGAAGCUUUUGACAAUGUCCCUGAAAUGGCUGAGAAAAAGUCACAAUUGGAUUUGCAUAUGAAUUUAGCUACAGCGUUGGUAGACCAAGUACAGUCAAGACAUUUAGACCAGUUUAAUCAAUUUGAAGAAAAAUUGAUGAGUGGGAAGUCAGCAAAUCUACAAGAAAUUCUUAAUAUGCAGCCAGCACCAACUGUAGAGGCUGAAGUUUGGGAAAAUGAUAAAUUAAGGAUACAGAUUAUUGCAUUUUUGAAUAAACUUGUAGAAGAAAUCCCUGAUAGCAGCUUGCAAGCUUAUUUAAGCAGCUUGAGAGGAGAAGUCGAGCAGCAGUCAACACUACAGUAUUUGUCAGGGUUUGCAGAAAAAGUCAAAGGUAAACUAAUGGGGCAUGAAAAAAUGCUCCCGAUGACGAAGCUUGUGCACUCGGUGAUGGAAAAUAAAGCUUAACUUAACUUAACUUAACUUAUUAACCAUGACGUUUAACGUCUCCUACGGGGUUGCUCUUCCAGGACUACCACCACGCUCUCGUCGCUCGGGGCCCACUAGUUGCUGGGACAGCUAACUUUGAUCUCCAACGUGCGCCUCCUGCGCGAUGUUCCGGCUUCGACGGCUCAUGAAUGAGCUACUUUCUCUGUAACGAAGGUUGCCUGCUAGGAAAUUCCAAAAAAUGGAAUUUCUGGCCGACUUUCGGCAAAAAGGAAAACUUGUAGCCCGGGGCGAAACUCCCGGUUUCUCGCUAGAAACUUGCCCGAAUGGCCUAGGAAUUACCUGUAGGCACUGCUGGGCUUCUCCUUUCCAACUCCAAGCCUCCUUUUCCUUCGAGGUAAAAUCCUAACCUGAGAACGGACUAGGAUCAGGCUCUGUACACUGCCAGAAUUGCUUACCUGAUAUUGCUGUCCAUCUCUAGCUAGGCAAAACCUUGCCGGAUAUAAUUAAAUAGGGCUCGAAACUGUCUGGCCGAAAGGCCAGACUCAAGUUGAGACGCCAUAUUUAAUUGAUGGAAAAUAAAGCAAAGGAAAAAGACUUGGAGUAUUAUGACUCAAUUCAUAGAAAUGGGCUUAAGUAUAAGAGAGAAUACACAGAAGCCAUUGUAUUUGUAGUGGGAGCAGGAAAUUAUGCUGAGUACCACAACUUGCUUCACUACGCACAAAAGUUUGAGAAAACAAUUGUGUAUGGCUCGACGGAUCUUCCAACACCUAAUCAAUUCUUAGAGCAACUUCAGCGUUUAUCUCAAUUAUAA
Messenger RNA from Blepharisma stoltei, 2209 nucleotides. The record is from the annotation of a GenBank genome assembly. NCBI's taxonomy places the organism in Eukaryota, Ciliophora, Heterotrichea, Heterotrichida, Blepharismidae.